AUGGAUAAGCAUAAUAGAUUAGGUAGUAGAUAUGUUGAGUUGGUAGACAUAGAGAACCUCCACAAAGCACUGAAGGAUGAAGCCGUUUACAAAACUCCUGACCUUCAAUCCAAUAAGGUAAAGGCCUUAAGAACUCUUAAAAUAGUUUGCUGCAUUUCAACUUCUUUUAUGUGCAUUGAAUUUGUUGGAGGAUAUCUAUCAAACUCACUAGCCAUUAUGACUGACGCUGUACAUCUUUUAUCCGAUGUUGUCGGAUUUUUAGUAACUAUUUUGGCUAUUUAUAUUAGUAGAUUAAAAGCUAACUCAACUAUGACUUACGGUUAUCAUAGAGCAGAAAUUAUUGGUGCAAUGAUUUCUAUUUUGAUCAUUUGGGUUUUGAUUGCAUGGAUGUUUGUCGAAGGUAUUGAGAGAUUCUUCAAGCCACCUGAGAUUUAAGGAACUACUAUGCUUAUACUUGCAUGUUGUGGCCUGUUCUUCAACUUGGUCUUGAUGAAAAUUUUAGAAACAAAGUUAGAAACUGUUACUGAAGAAAGCUAGAAAGAAGAAUUACUUAGCGAGUUCUCUAUCAAGCAAGAUGUUGAAAAAGAAAACAUGAGUAUGAGAGCAGCUCAAAUUCACAUUUUGGGUGAUACUAUUUAAAGCGCUGGAGUUAUUAUAGGUGCUUUGUUUGUCUUUUUUGGUGGUGAAGAUUACUUCAUUGCAGAUCCUAUAAUCACAAUCGUCUUUACAAUUGUAGUUACAUUUACAACAUUGCCUGUAAUGAAGGACAGUAUUAAAGUGCUCAUGGAAGGUUAACCCGAUGACAUCAAAUACGAAACGGUUAAAGAAAAGCUAGAAAAGGUUUCAGGAGUAGUCAAUGUUCAUGAUUUGCAUGUUUGGAGCAUAAAUCCUGGUUUUGUCUCUCUUACUGCUCACAUAUGUUCUAAAACACCAUCGGUUACUCUCUUCGAAGCCACAAAGCUUUGUAAAAAAUUAGGAAUAGUCCAUUCCACAAUUUAAGUCGAAAACUUCUUUGAGUAAGACAAAUAUGACUAUAAGAAAUGCGAAGAAUUGCAUUGA
Molecule: messenger RNA, 1059 nt
Organism: Tetrahymena thermophila SB210
Lineage: Eukaryota; Ciliophora; Oligohymenophorea; Hymenostomatida; Tetrahymenidae
Product: cation diffusion facilitator family transporter
Exons: 1
Biological process (GO): zinc ion transmembrane transport
Cellular component (GO): plasma membrane
Molecular function (GO): zinc ion transmembrane transporter activity
Source: RefSeq, a predicted model, not a curated record